CUCUUUUAUUGUUUAGGCUCAGUGAUAGUCCGCAGGCGCUUCUCCGGCUGAGGGUUUGAUCUUCGGACCUGAGAAUAUUCGGUUUGGAGCAAGUAUAUACAAGGUGAAACACUUUAAUCUAACUAAUGGAGAGCAGUGAAGAUGAAGACGAUUUCCCUGCGAUUGAAUCCGUAACUCCUCAAGCCAAAAUUGACUCUAUAUAUCAGUCCAAGACUGAGAAGGAAAUCAGAAAGCUGUGCUUUGAUCUUCUGGAUUUAAAAGAUGCGGUGGAGAAUUUAUGUGGUAAUUCACGCACAAAGUACUUGGCUUUCUUGAGACUAUCAGAAGAAGUUGUAGAAACAGAGCACGAGUUGAAUGAACUACGGAAGCAUAUAUCUGGUCAAGGAAUUCUUGUCCAGGAUUUGAUGACUGGAGUAUGCCAUGAAUUGGAUCAGUGGAAUUCUCUCCUUCAGGACGAUAAACAUGUUGAAAACUCUAAUGUUGACGAUACCUUGUCAAAUGAAGGUCAAGAUUAUGAUGUGAUAUUUUUGGAGAAUAUUGAUGUUCUCUUGGCUGAGCAUAAAGUAUUUGAAGCUAUUGAAGCAUUGGAUGCUGAAGAGAAAAGUCAUCCUCAGUUGAAAAUCUUGGUAGAUGCUUCAUCAGUUGAGUCCGGUUAUAAACCUGCUUUUCUGAAAAGGAAGGAAAUCCUGGAAAACCAAUUGGUCGGGAUCAUUGAGCAGCCUAUGGUUGGUAGAUCUGAGAAGAAGAAAGCCCUUUGUGGUUUGCUUAAGCUUGGAAAAGGCUCAAUGGCCCAUCAGUUUCUGCUGCAAACUUAUGUUUCAUCCUUGCAGAAAAGCAUUGAGGAGUUUCUUCCACUAUGUUCCAGUUACCCAGAAACAUAUUCAGCCACAUUAUCUAAUCUCAUAUUCUCUAGAAUAUCAUUGUUGGCAAAAGAAUCUGCUGAAAUUUUUGGAAACAAUCCCAUAUACAGUAACAAAGUAAUUCGAUGGGCAGAAUGUGAAAUUGAAGCACUUGUACGAUUGGUUAAAGAGAAUGCACCUUUGUCCGAAACAGUUUAUGCCUUGCGCGCUGCUAGCAUCUGCAUUCAGGCUAGCCUUACACAUUGUUCCACAUUGGAAUCACAAGGAAUAAAGUUGUCAGAGUUACUUCUGGUCCUUUUCAAAUCAUAUAUUGAGGAAAUCUUUGAAUUAAAUUUUAGGCGGGCUAGGAAAACCGUUCUAACCUUCGAUUCGACCGAAGAUCCUGAAAGCUUGUCAUUGUCACCUCGCUUUGCCUAUUCAUUGUCGUCUUUUGCUUUAUCAUCUGGUAAUUCGACAAUCGACAGUGGAAUGAGGUUUAUUUUUACUGUCAAGGAAUUGGUGGAGCAGCUAACUCCUCAAGUCAUUUUGCACUUUGGAGGAAACAUAUUGACGAGAAUCUCACAGCUUUUUGAUAAAUAUGUGGAUGCCUUAAUUAAGGCUUUAGCUGGUCCCUCUGAAGAUGAGAACCUAUUAGAGUUGAAAGAGAUUUCACCUUUUAGAGCUGAAACAGAUGCUGAGCAGCUUGCUCUAUUGGGUACAGCUUUCACUGUUGCUGAGGAAUUAUUGCCUAUGGUUGUAUCCAGAAUUUGGAGUGCAUUGAAUGAAAAAGGAGAAGUUGCUACUGAAAAUAUUGGAUCUACUACAAACACUACGGAACUUAAGGACUGGAGGCGCCAUCUUCAACAUUCAUUAGACAAACUCCGCGAUCACUUCUGUAGACAAUACGUUUUGAAUUUCAUAUACUCCAGAGAUGGAAGAACACGGCUAGAUGCACAAAUUUAUCUAAUUGAGAAAAAGGGAGAUAAAGAAAAUCUAUUUUGGAAUUCAGACCCUCUACCCUCUCUACCAUUCCAGGCAUUGUUUGGGAAACUGCAACAAUUGGCAACAGUAGCUGGAGACGUUUUGCCUGGAAAAGAAAAAAUACAGAAAAUUUUGCUAGCAAGGCUGACCGAGACAGUUGUAAUGUGGCUUUCUAACGAACAGGAGUUCUGGGGUGUGUUGGAGGAUGAAUCCACUCGGCUUCAGCCUAUAGGGUUGCAACAGCUGAUUCUGGAUAUGCACUUCACAGUUGAAAUAGCACGAUAUGCUGGAUACCCUUCACGGCACAUCCAUCAACUGGCUUCAGCCAUCAUUGCUCGUGCGAUCAGGACAUUUGCGGACAGAGGCAUCGACCCACAGAGUUCACUUCCUGAGGAUGAAUGGUUUGGGGAAACAGCUAAGAAUGCAAUAAACAAGCUGUUACAUGGUGGUUCUGGUUCAGAAACUUCAGAAAUUGAUGAAGAUCACUUGAUUAUUCAAGAGGGGGAGGAGGAGGAGGAGGAGGAGGUGGAAGAGGGGCAUAUGAUGUCGGAUUCGGAGGAGGGUUCUCCUUCUUCUCUAUCGAGCGAGGAUUACUCGGAUUCUUUUGCAUCAGCCCAGACGGGCGAACUUGAAGAUCCUUCGGAUUUGUCAGAUCAGGAAGGGUGAAGAAAUUUAGAGAAUAGUUUAGUUUGUGUAAUUUUUGUUGUAAGUAGUAUAAGAUAAAGAGGGAUAUGAUAUUAUCGUGUGCAUUAAUCUGAUUGGUUCAUUGGCUAUGUCAAAGUCAAAGUACUAUUUGGACUAGGUGCUCAUCAUUUUGGAAUCGCUAAAAAAUUAGGUGACAUUUCUUAUGACCUUUGUUUGAUUCAAUCUUAUUCAUCCUAAUUCAUUAGUUAUUGUGGA
Messenger RNA from Impatiens glandulifera, 2720 nucleotides. RefSeq names its product exocyst complex component EXO84C. Gene Ontology annotation, cellular component: exocyst. Bases 126 to 2486 code for a protein of 786 amino acids. The record is from RefSeq and is a predicted model, not a curated record. Gene Ontology annotation, biological process: Golgi to plasma membrane transport; intracellular protein localization; exocytosis. NCBI's taxonomy places the organism in Eukaryota, Viridiplantae, Streptophyta, Magnoliopsida, Ericales, Balsaminaceae. The transcript is spliced from 7 exons.